Messenger RNA from Cantharellus anzutake, 264 nucleotides. RefSeq lists its product as uncharacterized. Lineage: Eukaryota; Fungi; Basidiomycota; Agaricomycetes; Cantharellales; Hydnaceae. Bases 1 to 264 code for a protein of 87 amino acids. The transcript has a single exon. The record is from RefSeq and is a predicted model, not a curated record.
AUGCCCAGGGAUGGUGAGGCUGAUGCCACACUGACCAUUGUCAAGGCCGAGGCUAAGUCAGAAUCAAGGCCUCCGAAAAUCCAAUGGGAUUCCAAUGAACGCUGGACUUACCGCUUGAUUGAUUACCUCUCAAAUAACUUGGAUGUUCGACUGAAGAUGUUCAGUGACUCAGUAAAGGAUGCAAAGAAGCAGUCUCGUAAAAAAGUGAGUAUUCCGACAUUUCACGGACAGCUUAUUGUUCACCGUUACCUAGGUUGUUGGUAG